This is a messenger RNA of Hyalella azteca, 1612 nucleotides long. RefSeq names its product adenosine 5'-monophosphoramidase HINT2. The record is from RefSeq and is a predicted model, not a curated record. Lineage: Eukaryota; Metazoa; Arthropoda; Malacostraca; Amphipoda; Hyalellidae. The coding region runs from base 372 to 872 and encodes 166 amino acids. Gene Ontology annotation, cellular component: cytoplasm; mitochondrion. The transcript has 4 exons. Gene Ontology annotation, molecular function: hydrolase activity.
GCAUAGUGGUUUGUAAUGACUGCCCCUUGUAAGGAGUACCUUUGUUUGCCUUCUAUUUGACUAAUGCUACUCUCUUUCUCCAUCAGAGUCUUGCCCAUACGAGACUCUUUUCUACAAAACUAACCUUGCUUGGAAUCAUUCCAGCAAUAACCGUACUCUGCCAUGUUCAAGGCUCUGCUGUGUUCUGCGGCUCUGCUGCACCUUGUUCUCUUUGAAAGGUGUGCUGUGCAUGCUGGAGCUCUCUGUCUUGGGGCUACAUGGACGUGUCUUCGAAGCCCCCAUUAAACAAGAACUAGAAGAAAAAGACCAUCUUACGGCAUCCCAACUGCAGCAUUUCCUAGAAGUUGAACCUGCCAGCGCUAUCAUAGAAAAUGACAUGCCAGAACGCAUGGAAUGUGCAAGUGGAGCAACAAUACGGAAAAGAAGGGGGUCUUUCCUGGAGGACCCAAAUUCUGGAAGAGGUUGCCAACUUGGGUUAUCGUUUCUGCAGCGAUGAAGUUAACAAGGCCCAGCAUGGCCGGUACAGCAUGGCAGAACCUACUAUAUUUGAUGCCAUUAUCAGUCGCUCCAUUCCUGCCAACAUCAUCUAUGAGGAUGACCUAAGUCUGGCUUUCAGGGACAUCAACCCUCAGGCUCCUGUUCAUUUUCUUGUUAUUCCCAAGAGAAGAAUUCUUAUGUUAGAAAAAGCAGAAGCUUCAGAUAAAGAGUUGCUGGGCCACUUGCUGCUAGUAGCCAAGAAAGUGGCAGACCAGGAGAAACUACAGGAUGGAUACAGAGUAGUGAUUAACAACGGUCCAAAUGGAGCCCAGAGUGUGUACCACAUCCACGUCCACGUGCUGGGAGGUCGUCAGAUGGGGUGGCCCCCUGGCUAGUGAUGCUGGUAUCCUCCUGCCGAGUCCUGCCACACAUAGUCUUUGCUUAAUUUCUGAUUUCAAUAAAUUGUUUACUUUGAAACGCACCAUAUGCUUGAGAUCAAAGGAUUACAAAGAUAUCAUAACUUUAAAGCUAAUAUAUUGCUGUUAUUGAUUAGGAAAAAUUACUAUGAAAUAAUGAAGAUUCUAUCAAACGAGAGCUUUCAAGUAAAUGCAUGUACAUUUUAUGAUCUAAAUAAAAUGGACGCUGCUGUUUGAUGAGUAAAUAAGAAAUCUAUUAUAUUUAUUAACUGAAACAAUUAUUUAAAUUUGUCAAAUUUAUGGUAGGGAAACGUAUUUUCCCUAAAGUGUUUAAUUUGAUUGUCUUAUUUUCAGCAAACCAUUGAGUUGCAGUGAGAAUUACAAGCAGUGAAAGAUUGAAGAGGUUUACAAAUGUAACCCUACGGUAUUUAACCCUACUUUGUGCAAUUCAAUGUGCAGGCUAUGUAUGUUAAUAAACUUAGGUCUUUAUAAUAUUAUGAUGUACCACUGAGCAAAUGAUGUUGUCGUAUUUAAUAAGUUGUAUCUUUUAUGAAAUUGUUAUUCAUGGUCAUAGCAUGUUAUCUUCAAUGUUUCUUAGAAUAUUUCUGUGCGUUUUUGUUUCUUGGGAAGAAAACUGCUGUUAUGUCUUCUUGAUUGUUUCUAUGUAGGGAAACCAUCUUCAAUUCACAUGUUACCGUUGAAAUGCAUUUAAAUGGGCU